AUGGCGGAGCAAGAUCUUCCCCAUACUCGCUAUCGCGAACUUUUUGAAGUGGUAGCCCAUCAUACUACUUCCUUAAAACGUCUAGAGGAAAGCUCCAACAACACAGAAUCCUCCCUAAAUAAUGUUCAUCGACAACUCGCUUCCAUCACUCUCGCUCUAGAGAGACUUUCAAAGGCCCCUCACCCUGAGCAACUAGAAGGUCCCUCUUCUUCAUCCACUCGCAAUCCAUUGUUUGUCGACGAUAAUUAUCGUCAACCAAUAACCCCAAAAAUUGAUCUCUACAAGUAUGAUGGUACUGAGGAUCCUUCGGGAUGGAUAUUACUAGCAGAUCAAUUCUUCCUCUUGUACCAAAUUCCUGCUCCCCAAAGACUCCUUUAUGGAUCUUUCUAUCUGAAAGGAGAAGCAUUAUCUUAUUUCAAGUAUCUCCAACAUGCAGGAGAAUUGUCUGACUGGGCAUCCUUGGUUCACCAAAUUCCUGCUCCCCAAAGACUCCUUUAUGGAUCUUUCUAUCUGAAAGGAGAAGCAUUAUCUUAUUUCAAGUACCCCCAACAUGCAGGAGAAUUGUCUAAUUGGGCAUCCUUGGUUCAGUCUCUAGAAAAAAGGUUUGGCCCCACUAAAUAUGAAGAUCCCGAGGGUGAAAUCACUAAGUUACGUCAAACCUCUACAGUUGCAGCGUAUCAAACUCAAUUUGACAAAGUUGCUCAGCGUGUUGAUGGACUUCCAGAUAGAUUCCUUGCUCGUACCUUCGUUAGUGGACUACGAGAUGAUAUUAAAGGGAUGGUAAAACUACUCCGUCCUACAUCCUUGAAAGAAGCAAUUGGUCUAGCUCGACUCCAAGAGAAACACCAUUGUAAGGAUCAAAAAAGCUUCUCAACUCCUAAUAAGCCCAUUACAUUUGCUGCCACUACACCUAUCAAGCCAUCACCUUCUCUCAAGACUCAACGACUUUCUUAUGAUGAGAUGAAAGCAAGGAGAGACAAAGGCUUGUGCUAUUAUUGUGAUGACAAAUUCGGGCCAAGACACAAAUGCAAGACACGUACUUUUUUCUUUUUGGAAGGGCAAGAAGAUAGUGAUAUGGAUUGUUCAGAUGACGAUAGCCCAGUUAGUCCGCCCCCAGCAAUCUCACUCCAUGCCAUUUUAGGUGUACAGAUGCCACAAACUAUGCGAGUUACGGGCACUAUUGCCAACCGCUCUGUUUUUAUUUUAAUUGACUCAGAUAGUACCCAUAACUUCAUGGAUCCGUCGAUUGCUAAAAAAGCCAACCUACCCGUUUCUCAAACCACCAACUUCACUGUUAUGGUAGCCAAUGGGGAUAAACUAUCUAGUGAAGGUAAAUGCUCAAACACAAAGCUUUCAGUUCAAGGCAUUCCUAUAGUUAUAGAUUUUUAUCUUCUUCCUUUGGGCGGGUAUGACAUUGUACUUGGAACCUUUUGGCUUCAAACACUUGGGCCUAUUGUUUGGGAUUUUUCCCGACUAAGCAUGAAAUUUUCUUUAAAAGGCAAUUCAUAUACUCUCACAGGAGCUACUACUAAAGACAUAUCUAUCUUAGAUUGUGAUUCCCUUGAGAAGUCUUCCAAAAGAGGAGUCAUUGUUAGUUUAUGCUCCAUCCAAGGACCUGACACCUAUCCAACUCCACACCCAUUACUUCAAAAGGUCCUAAAUGAUUUCCAUGAUGUUUUCUCCAUUCCAAAGGGCCUUCCUCCUAACCGAACCCAUAAUCACAAAAUCCCGCUUUUUGAAGGAGCUCAACCUACAAAUGUGAGGCCAUACAGUUAUCCACAUUUUCAAAAAGCUGAAAUUGAGAAAAUUGUCAAAGAGUUGCUUCACGAUGGUGUUAUUCAGCCUAGCCAGAGCCCAUACUCAUCUCCAGUCCUUUUGGUGCGAAAAACAGAUGGAAGUUGGCGAAUGUGUGUUGAUUACAGGGCCCUUAAUAAUGUCACAAUCAAAGAUCGCUUUCCGAUACCAAUGGUGGACGAGCUUCUUGAUGAGUUACAUGGAUCAAAUUUUUUUUCAAAAUUGGAUCUCCGAUCAGGCUACCACCAAAUUUGA
This is a messenger RNA of Pistacia vera, 2049 nucleotides long. RefSeq lists its product as uncharacterized. The transcript has a single exon. Lineage: Eukaryota; Viridiplantae; Streptophyta; Magnoliopsida; Sapindales; Anacardiaceae. The record is from RefSeq and is a predicted model, not a curated record. The coding region runs from base 1 to 2049 and encodes 682 amino acids.